Molecule: messenger RNA, 6054 nt
Organism: Anolis sagrei ordinatus
Lineage: Eukaryota; Metazoa; Chordata; Lepidosauria; Squamata; Anolidae
Product: RNA demethylase ALKBH5
Biological process (GO): mRNA processing; mRNA export from nucleus
Cellular component (GO): nucleus
Molecular function (GO): oxidative RNA demethylase activity
Source: RefSeq, a predicted model, not a curated record
GCGAGCGGCCUUUCCCUCCGCGCGUGCGCAGUGGGGCGAAGCUGGCGCUCUUGAGGCGACGGAGGAGAUGCCGCUGGUGAAGUUGUUUCCAAUGUCCGCCCGGCCGCUGGUGACGUAGCGAGGAGUUCGCGCGGCGGAAGGAGCCUCGGGGGCCACCGUAGCAACCGCCAAAGUCCCCCGCUUGUUUUCUUCCUUUCUCUUCGACGCCGCCGCCAUGGAAGGAGCCCUCGGGCCAGCGCGGAGCAGGAGGGAGCCGGGCUCGGGCGUCGCGUGCUGAGGGGUCGGCCUCCCCUCCCUUCAGGCCUCUCUGGGAGGAAGUCUCCCCCUCCUCUCCCUGAUGAGAUCUGCUGGAUUCGUGUCAUACACAUGCAGGAAAUAAGAUUGGGUUCUCUCACAGAUGUAGAAGGAUCAAGUUGAGCUGUCCGUUGCCUAAAAUGAAGCAAGACAAUUAAUAUUAUUCUUGUGGUCUCCCAAACAUCGUAUUUGCUUGCUCCUACUCCAAGGACAAGAGGAUAUCUCUGAAGGGUGGAACAUUUUGCCUAUCUGGAAGAGUUUGUUUUGCUUCGUUGUUGGAUUUCUUCCGUUCCUUGUUUUCCUCUGGGAGAUUGUUCAUCUUGGAUAGACAAUGCCGUGAACGAGAGCUCCGUUUUCCGCUCGCCUUACAAACUGUGCACCGAGGAGUUCGGGCACUGCCGCUGUAAUAGGCAACUGGGGAAUCUGCCAUGGCUGGGAGCAGUUACACAGACCUACGAGAAAAACUCAAGUCAAUGAUGCCUUACCGGGACGGAUACAAGAGCAGCGGCCUCCGGGAUCCUGAAGAGCCCUCUUAUGGAUCCGCUGAUCGCAAGCGCAAGUACCACGAGGAUUCCGAGUCGGAGCCCAGCGACUACGAGGAACGCCAGCGGGAGGAGGAGGAGGCCCAGAAGGUCAAGAGCGGCAUUCGUCAGCUCCGCCUCUUCAGCCCCGAGGAGUGCGCCAAAAUAGAAGCGCGCAUCGACGAGGUGGUCUCUAGGGCCGAGAAGGGCCUGUACAAAGAGCACACGGUGGACCGGGCCCCUUUGCGCAACAAGUACUUCUUUGGGGAGGGCUACACGUACGGGUCCCAGUUGCAGAGGCGAGGCCCUGGCCAGGAGCGGCUGUACCCGCGGGGGGAGGUGGACACCAUCCCGGAGUGGGUGCAUGACCUCGUCAUCCGCAAGUUGGUGGAGCACCGGGUGAUCCCCGAGGGGUUUGUGAACAGUGCGGUCAUCAACGACUACCAACCGGGAGGCUGCAUAGUCUCCCACGUGGACCCUAUCCACAUCUUUGAGCGGCCUAUCGUGUCAGUAUCGUUCUUCAGUGACUCGGCGCUCUGCUUUGGCUGCAAGUUCCAGUUCAAGCCGAUCAGGGUCUCCGAACCGGUCUUUUUCCUUCCUGUGAGAAGAGGAAGUGUAACUGUGCUCAGUGGCUACGCAGCAGAUGAAAUUACACACUGCAUUCGGCCGCAGGAUAUCAAGGAGAGGAGAGCCGUCAUCAUCCUUAGGAAGACCCGACUGGAUGCCCCGCGAUUGGAGAUGCGAACCCUGAUGCCAGGCUAUGCCUCUGACCGUCUCUCGGGAAGCAACCGGGACCCCAUCCUGAAGCCAAAAAGGUCCCAUCGCAAAGCGGAUCCAGACGCUGCUCACCGGCCUCGCAUUUUAGAAAUGGAUAAAGAGGAGAACCGGCGCUCCGUCCUUUUGCCCAAGCACAGGAGGCGGAGCCAUUUCAGCUCCGAGAACUAUUGGCGGAAGUCUCACGGGGAGGACUUUGAGGAAGAGGAGGAGGAGGAGGAAGAGGACGGCAGCCCCGCUCGCAAAGUCAAAAUGAGGCGGCAUUGAGGGAGUCCUGUCCUUUCCUUUUCCCCAUCACCUUCCCUGCAUCCAGGAUCACAGCUGCUGAGACCGGCCUUCGGACCGUGGAGUUGCACGACUUUUCUCUUCCCCGUCUCUCUUUCUAAUCCUCCAUCUUUCACCUUCCUCUCUUUCUAGCCUCCUUGUCAGGCCGAGGAAUACCCAGCAGGCAUCUGGCUUGAAUAAUAAUAAUAAUAAUCCAUCAGGGCAUCCUACCAACCGGGAUGUGUUCGAUGCCACCUGCCUUGCCAUUCUUUUUUCUUUUGAAGGAAAAACUGUGUUGUUGUUCUGAGAGGCGUGUAUAUGUAGAAAAAUGCCAAAAAAAAUGACCAGAAGGGUUGCGGAUGUCCUUUUGCGCUCUCAUGCCACCGCUUCUUUUGAAACAACGCAAUCCCCACGCGCCUGUUCUGAGUUAUUCAGCGUCCGAUCCCACGCGAGGCACUCUGGCAGCCGCCAUCCUAACACCAAAGGGCUCCCUGGUUUCCGAAGUCCGUGUGCGGAUUGUUUUUAUCUCCCUCACCACCACCAUUACCACCACCACCCUUUACUAUUAUUAUUAUUUUUCUCUUGCUGUUGUUCGGAAGACGUCACCCUCCCGCAACUGGAAAACGAAACCGCAAAAGCUUCGCGAAAACACUUCUGUCACGGCACCGGAUGACAAAGCGUCGGUCGGACGUGUUGCACUUUAGCGUCAGGGUUCUCCCCCUUUUUCCCGUGUGCGUGCGUGUAUGGCGUGUGUGUGUGAGUUCCGUCAAAUGCCAUAUAACCCUCCCCCCCUUUCCUUUUAUUUGCUUGAGCUCGCAAGCAUCUUGUGUUUGUUUCUGCGCUGCUAAUGGAAGGAUACCGAGAGGUGUUUCUCUUUUCUGUGAAGGAUUUGUGGCAGUCCCGUCCCCGGAGCUGCUGCUCAGGAUCUCAGCCAAGGGGUCGAUAGGAGCAAAUCUUGAAGGGAGGGAGGGAGGGAGAGAGGGAAGAAGGAAAAUCCCCGCGUUCUGGUGUCCCUUUUGCUCUAACUGCAUUUAUCAGAAGGGGCAUCGUGUCCCCAACAGGUUCUCCGUAGGCUCAGGCUGUGUGCAAAAACAAUCUUUCGUUUUGGUUGGUUUGCUCAGGAGAGACAUCCCAGUGUGUUGAACCCCUUCCCUCGUGUGUCAAGUUGGCUCUGUUCUGUUCAAACGCACACAGACCCCUGUCAUUUUAGGGGGUGGAAACCCCCCUACCCCAAAAAAGUCUUUCUCCAACCUCACUACACCUUUUGAUGCUUGAAUAUGGAUCCUUUUCCUUUCUUUCUGUUGUCUGUCCCAGAAAGAGACGGACGGGGGGAACACCUGCCUUUGCCAUUUAUGUUGAGCAGAGAGUUGUGUAUCUUAGCAAAACAGUUGUGUGUACCUCUGCCUUCAGUGUUUUUAAGGUGGAUCGGUUCCAGGGGAGUCAGGCUCAGGGAAGGCCAAGUCAUGGAGCAGGAUCCACGAGCUGAUCGUGGUUCAGUUUGGCUAGGAAAAGGAAUCAUUGGACACCUCCAUUCCUACCAGACUGACCUCUUGUUUUAGUCAUGCAGUGCAAGCUCUUUCACCAUGCUUAGUGCUUUUGUUCUCCUGCUUGAGCACCACAAAGCUGCGAGUUGGGAUUUUGUCCACGUGGUUUUGUUUUUAAAUUCAUCUUCUCCUCUUUUUGCCCUUGCUCUGCCCCAAACAGAAGGAAUUGCCAGAGUUUCAGAGCCCUACCAGGACCUGAGUUCAAAUUAAGCAUAAACCCAGGUUGGCCUUGUAGUCCUUGCCCUUUCCACCUCACUCUCCACACUUUGCGUUGAAACAGAACUUGUUGAAACCACAGAUCCCAAGAUGGCUCCAUUCCAUGCUUUCUAGGGAGUAGAGUCAUUCCGAUUGCAUUAUUCUGGAAUAUAUAGUUUCAUAGAUGGUGCGCUUUGAAUCCUGUGCCCAAACUACAAAUCCCAGGUGUCUGCUGGAUGUGUCCCAUCAGUUGUGGCUUGGCAAGGAGAAUACGAUCGCCCCUGAUUGCACUAUUUUGGAAAUAAAUAAAAUAUAUUCUGUCAUUUUAGGCCAGGGAAGGAGAGUGGGAUUGCUCUCAAUUACAUUAUCCUGGGAUCUGUAGUUUCACUGUGUACUUCCAGUCCUCAGAUGGACAGCCCGAGUUGUGAGGAAUUACAGCUCCAUUUGCCUGUUUUUAACAGCGAGAUGGCCAUAUGCCAUAAGCAUUGGAUUCUGAUGAAAUAAGAGUGUUGUGUGCUUUUUCAAGCCUCCUACUUUUAACCCCAUAGAAUGAGAACCAUGAUUGAUCAUAACAAGGUUGCAUUUACAAAAAUAAUAUUUAAAAAAUUUAUUACCUGACUCUUUGGGCAACUUUAAAAUGUCAGCAGAGCACAGAAAGGCCCAUUAGAAAACAGUUUGGUCUCUGUCCUGGCCUGCUGGCCUAGCACAUUUUAGGCUGCUCUGGAUUUUGGUUUUGUGCCAAAGGGGCACGGAAUUAACUCCUGCAAAAUCCAGAUUGCAGAGAAAAAAGACUAUUUGUGACAAAAACACUUUCAAGGCCUCUCAAUCCCAUGAGAGAGGAUCCAUUCCACAUCCCGGUCUUUAGUUUGUUUUAAAAGUCUUAGGUAGGUUUAUAAAAUACAUAUUCUUCUUCCUCUAAUGAAUUCUCCAAAUUGCUCCUAGGUUUCUCUCUUUUCCUCCCAUGCUCAUCCUUUCAUAUACAAUCGAAAGCAGGCCCUAUGACUUUGUGCAGCCGUGCUCCAUAUUGCCGGCAUGCCUCUAGUUUUUGUAAACAUUGAUCUCAAAAUCUUUUAGUCAAGACAACAAUGUCCAGCUUGCUGUUUUGCACAAUACCUGUGUGCUUCCCAAUUUUUCCGUCCUCUGCAUGUUUUAGAUUCUAGGAAUCGAAGUGCGAAAUUUGAGGAGGACCAAAGUUUUGGAACCGCCACGCUAUGUAAUGACGGGUAUUAUAACACCCUCUAACUUCCAUAUCCCCAUCCUGUGGGAUCUUUGGAAUGUGUAGCUUUGGGCUCCAAUGCCGCUCCAAACUACAUAUCCCAAGACUCCAUGUUGUCAUGAGUUAACUUGGAAUGUCACAGCACUUUGUGAAAGCUCUCUUUGCUUACGGGCAUCAUGUUUCUCCAUACAACAUCUGAGUGAGGUGGUUUUUCCCCUUGUCUAAAGCAGUUUGGUUUUUGUCUUGCCGAAAGUUUGUUUUUAUCUCCUUGAUCGCUGGCAAAAUGUCAAAAGAAACUCUGGGGAAAAUUACACCAUUUUCGGCCUUGAUUUGAGCCUUGCUCCUCUUGGAAAAUGUCCGCUCCGUCUUUCUAAAAAGUGAUAAAAGAAAGGCAUUCGGCAGGUGUCUCCCCCCAAGUCUCAUUUUCUUGCAAAGUGGGGCAGCAAAACAACAGAAUUGCGCAUUUGCUCUUUGCCUUUCAGUGUCCGAACCCAAGGCAACAGCCUUUGGGUUGCAAACUAUUCACCUUUUGCUUCUAUGACUCCCCAAAAAAAUGUUGGAAAGAGAACCCGAGGCUGGAGAAAAAACAAUCCUUAACUUUAGAAAAGAUCCGGUAAGGCUUUGGAUCCAUUUCCAGCUCGUUUGGGUUUGUUCGAAAUGCCAAGUGCUGUCAAACUCGAUUCUGAAGGUUUCUAACAAGAUCUGUAUACAUAUGCAUAUAUGUAUUUCUCAAUGUAAUCAGUCCAAUCGGCUCCAAAUCGCACCUGGGUUUCUCCCCUUGGCACCACCGGCCUUCCUCCCAAGCACACACUGACAAAUUACAAGGAAAAAAAAGGAGAAGUUCUGGCUGACUCUUUUUUGUGUAUUUUUUUUAAAUAAAUAAAAAUCUAAUUUUUUGUUACAAAUGAAAAAAAAAGAAUAAGUGGCAAUAUUUUUUUUCUGUAAUUUUUCAUAGGAAAAAAAAAGCAAAACAAAAAGUGUGAUUUGUAAACCGAUUGUACAGUUCCGAAGUUUGAGAUACACGAAAUAAAUAACCCUAACUGCGUGGCACGCUGUAAAUGGGAGGGAGGGCAGGGAGAGAUUAUUUUCCAUACCGUACAGAUGUCUUUGGGGAGAAAAUCUUUUAAUUUGGGUUGAUUUAGAAAGAACUCUAGGGGGGAAAAAUCUCAAUUUUUUUUCUCCCACUUUUUUCUUGUAUAGAAUGCUGCAUUUAACUAAAUAAAAGCCGAAAGCAUCACUUGACAGA